Messenger RNA from Malurus melanocephalus (red-backed fairy wren), 3898 nucleotides. RefSeq names its product sodium- and chloride-dependent GABA transporter 3. Gene Ontology annotation, cellular component: plasma membrane. The transcript has 15 exons. Bases 101 to 1963 code for a protein of 620 amino acids. Gene Ontology annotation, molecular function: gamma-aminobutyric acid:sodium:chloride symporter activity. The record is from RefSeq and is a predicted model, not a curated record. Lineage: Eukaryota; Metazoa; Chordata; Aves; Passeriformes; Maluridae. Gene Ontology annotation, biological process: neurotransmitter transport; sodium ion transmembrane transport.
CCCGCGCUCCCGGAGCCCAUCCGCCCGCAGGCAGCGCUCAGCCGCAGCCCGGCCCCUGUCCCCGGCGCGCAGCACGGGCACAGCCCUGGGCUGAAAAGUCAUGACAGCUGAAAAGACUAUUCCUAUAAUUAAUGGCAAGCCAGAAGAUGCUUUGGACCCAGAAGCCUCAAGUACCAACCUCGUCCACAGCAAUGAUAAGAAAGUUCAUGAAAGAGGUCACUGGAACAAUAAGGUUGAAUUUGUGCUUUCUGUGGCMGGGGAGAUUAUUGGGUUGGGAAACGUCUGGAGAUUCCCAUACCUUUGCUACAAGAACGGAGGAGGAGCUUUCCUCAUCCCCUACGUGGUUUUCUUUAUUUGCUGUGGAAUACCAGUAUUUUUCUUGGAGACGGCCUUGGGACAGUUCACAAGUGAAGGAGGCAUCACAUGCUGGAGGAAAGUUUGCCCUCUAUUUGAAGGCAUUGGCUAUGCUACCCAAGUUAUAGAGGCACACCUAAAUGUUUAUUACAUCAUCAUUUUAGCAUGGGCUAUCUUCUAUUUGUUCAACUGCUUUACUACAGAGCUUCCCUGGGCUUCCUGUGGCCAUGAAUGGAAUACAGAAAACUGUGUGGAAUUUCAAAAACUUAACAUGAGCAACUGCAGUCAAGUCUCUUURCAAAAUGCCACUUCUCCAGUGAUGGAAUUCUGGGAACGAAGGGUGCUGGCAAUUUCUGAUGGGAUYGAGCACAUUGGGAAUCUGCGCUGGGAGCUCGCCCUGUGCCUCCUGGCUGCUUGGACUAUCUGCUACUUCUGCAUCUGGAAAGGGACCAAGUCCACUGGGAAGGUGGUGUAUGUGACAGCCACGUUCCCCUACAUCAUGCUGAUGAUCCUCCUGAUUCGGGGGGUGACAUUACCUGGUGCUUCUGAGGGGAUUAAAUUCUACCUUUAUCCCGACAUUUCCCGGCUCUCUGACCCACAGGUGUGGGUGGAUGCUGGCACCCAGAUUUUCUUCUCCUAUGCCAUCUGCUUGGGGUGCCUGACAGCCCUGGGGAGCUACAACAACUACAACAACAAYUGCUACAGAGACUGCAUCAUGCUCUGCUGCUUGAACAGUGGCACAAGCUUUGUUGCUGGUUUUGCUAUCUUUUCAGUUCUUGGAUUUAUGGCCUAUGAGCAAGGCGUGCCCAUUGCAGAAGUUGCAGAGUCAGGCCCAGGGCUGGCAUUCAUUGCUUACCCUAAAGCUGUCACCAUGAUGCCUCUGUCUCCUCUGUGGGCAGCUCUGUUCUUCAUGAUGCUCAUAUUCCUGGGACUGGACAGUCAGUUUGUGUGUGUGGAAAGCAUUGUGACCGCCGUGGUGGACAUGUACCCCAAGGUGUUCCGCAGGGGYUACCGCAGGGAGCUGCUCAUCCUCGGCCUCUCCAUCGUGUCCUACUUCCUCGGCCUCAUCAUGUUAACUGAGGGUGGGAUGUACGUGUUUCAGCUCUUUGACUCCUACGCAGCCAGUGGGAUGUGCCUUCUCUUUGUUGCCAUMUUUGAGUGUGUCUGCAUAGGCUGGGUGUACGGCAGCAAUCGCUUUUAUGAGAACAUCGAGGACAUGAUUGGGUACAAACCYGUGUCAUUGAUUAAAUGGUGCUGGAUGGUCCUCACUCCAGGUAUUUGUGCAGGAAUCUUCAUCUUUUUCCUGGUGAAGUACAAGCCCCUGAAAUAUAACAACGUGUACAUCUACCCCGACUGGGGCUACGGCAUCGGCUGGAUGAUGGCRCUCUCCUCCAUGGUCUGCAUCCCGCUCUGGAUCUGCAUCAAGCUCUGGAAGACUGAGGGCACUUUCAUGGAGAAAUUCAGGAAGUUGAUUACACCGAGCUCAGACCURAAAAUGCGGGGCAAGCUCGGAGGAGGAGCCUACAUUGCAGCAAUAAAUGACUGCGAUGCCAAACUGAAAGGAGAUGGCACCAUUUCCACCAUCACAGAAAAGGAGACACAUUUCUGAAAGAACUCUUUUUUUUGUUUGGUUUUUUUGUUGUUUUAUUUUUUUUUUUUGUAUAAAGAAAUAAAUAAAUUCACUUAAUUAUAGAGGCUGGCUUGUUUUGCACAGAAUUUUAUUAACCAGUUAAUUUUAAAGUGAAAAUUGUAUACUUGUUUAAAAAGUGAUUUUUUAAAAUUACUCUGUACGUAAUGAUUCUGUAAAAGAAAAAGAAAUUAGUAUUAUAUGGCCUGUUAGCAAUGACUUCCUGUAAUAUGGUGAUUUCAGUCGAUGUUUUUUUGGUUUUUUUUAGACCUUAGAGGGACCUGUAUAAUGUGCUGUAAAACUUUUCUACUUGGAUUUUGUGGCAGGUGUGCUGAUGUUGUGUGGACCUUCUAAGCUGUAAUGUUUCAGAAGCUGAAGUUUCAUCCCAGCUGUGUGUGUGCACACAGGACCCAGCCUGGCUUUGCUUGGGAAGAAAUCUCCUUCCAGGGCGGGUUUGGUGACGCUGCUGCUCCCAAUGUUCCCUCCACGCUCCCCUGGUGUCACCAGGGCUGAAAUGAGGAGGGACGGGCCCUCUGCCGAGUCCCUUUUCCUGGAGAUGGGGUAGAGGCUGGUUCUKAAGGGCUCUGAAUUUUGCUGCUGUGAGUUCCUGGUCCCUGAGAGGAUGUGCUCCUCAGGAAACCUCCCAAACCUUGCCCUUCUCCUCGGUGGGUGACCUGUCCUGCAUUUUGGCCACSCCCUGGAGUGACCCCUGCGUGUCUGUGCUCCCACUGCAGGAGGUCAAGGAUAUUUCCUGGAGCUGGAGAUGUUCAGAGCGAGGAGGAGCAGGUCGAGGGCUCUGUGUGUCACCCUCUGUCUCUGCCUUUGUCUGUCUGUACAGCUCACCCCCUCCAAARGAAUCCAGGAUCCUGCAGGUGUGUCCUGUGCAGGGCCAGGAGCUGGCCUGGGUGCUCCUCGUGGGUCCCUUCCAGCUCGGGAUGUUCUGAUUCCUCUCCAAAAUCUGUUCUGAGCACCCUCAGAGCAGGCACUGGUUCCUCUGCCCCGCUGGGAUCGGGGCUUGCACUGCAGCCAGAGUAGGAAUUUCUUCAGCAAACAUUGGAUUUAUGGUCCUUUAUCCCUGCAGGAGCCCCAGGAUAAUCCUGUAUCUCUGUAGGGUGCAGAAGUUACAGGACAGCCCCAUAUCUCUGUGUGGUGCAGGAGUUACAGGACAGUCCCAUAUCUCUGUAGGGUGCAGGAGUUACAGGACAGCCCCAUAUUUCUGUGUGGUGCAGGAGUUACAGGACAGCCCCAUAUCUCUGUAGGGUGCAGGGGGGAUUCAGCCAGGGACACUGUGACCCCUCGGUGUCACAAAGGGAGCAGGGCUGGGUUUGUCCUGCCCAGGACCCUGGAUUUAACGGGUUCUGACCCCCUGGAUUUAACGGGUCCUGACCCCCUGGAUUUACAGCUGGUUUUGUACAUGGAUCCAGCUGCUGGCUGGCUGCUCCAGGAGCUGUGCAGAUACCCCACUCUCAAACCCCUAAACUCUGCCUUAGGAUGGUUGGUUAUUUUUUUACCUGAUAAUAUUCCAAACACUAUUAUUUGUUCUGGACAAUUCUUCGUGCCCUGUUUUUGUUAUUUGAUGGUUGUAUGAGAACCCUGUGGAGGACCAGCAUCCUGCACUGCACAGGAUUUGGGGGAAGAGACAAGAGCCAGCCCAGAAGAAACGUCCUAAAAGCUGCUGCCUUCUCUGCCACUCCACCCCAGCGGAGCUCAGACACCAGCACCUGGAGCUGUUGGGAACAGAAGCGGCUCCUGGCCUCGUCCCGAGGAAGUAUUUCCCUCAAAGUCACUGAGUGUAUCUUAAUAUCAGCUAGAACUGUACCUGCAGGCAGCAUUUCUCUGAGCUCUYGCUGUUACUUCCUAAAAACGCAUUUUCAUGGAACUGCUUUGUCUCAAGUCACUUCAUUAAACCCUAAUAGA